UCUCUUUUUUAUCACCCCCAGAAAUUCUCUUUUUUAUCACCCCCAGAAAUUCUCUUUUUUAUCACCCCCAGAAAUUCUCUUUGCCCCUCACUUGAAGCAUCCCCGGCUCUGGGGGUGAGAGGGGAUUAAAGGAGGAGAAUCGAGCCCAAAUCCGGGAAAAAAAUUCACUUUUUUCCCUCACCCAGGAUGGUGGGGAGCACCUUCCCCUCCACCCGACAUUUACGAGGCCACCGGAACCGCUGGCAAUAAAUGGAUUUAUCCUCACAACUUUUGAGCAAGAAGGAAUAAAAAGAACACCCCGAAAUCUCAGAUUUUUUGGGGAAAAACGUGGAAAAAAAAUAAGAGAGGCGAGGGUGGCGUUGGACACGCAGCGUGCGUCCCUCGAGGUCCCUUUUUUUUGUUUUUUUCCCUUUUUUUUCCUCUUCCCCGGGCAAUAAAGGCGAGGCUAUAAAAAUCAAAGCGAGCCAAUGUAAGUUUUAUGAAACUCCGGGAGCAUCACGAGUUUGAGGCGUUCCUAACAAAGCCCGGCUCGGUGGCGCUCUGCCUUUUACGGGCCUCGUAAAGUUCGGGGAAAGCUCCUGAAUUUCGGCCUCGUGGAGGGGGAAUCCUCCCAGCAGGGAUAUUUUUAAUUUUUUAAAUAUAUUUAUAGGGAUAUACUCCAGCACUGAGCCCGCUGGGUGCGCCCAGGGGUGGUUUUGACCGGUCAAAAAUUCAAUUUUUUAAAAAUUUUCCUCUUUCCCCGAGUUAUUUCGGCGUGUGAAGCAUCCCCCGCUCCCCAUCCCGGACGGUGAAUUAUUUAUAUCGCGAUAAUUAUUAAUAUCAGAGCGCUCGCUGCCCUCUGGCUAAGCAGGGCGGGGGUUUUUCCUUCCCAACCCGCGGAUUUUGGGGAUUUUUGGGCGUUUUUCGGUCGCUGUGUGGAACUCGCGGCCGGGAGAGGGGUGGGGGCUGUUUUUGUGUUUAUUCCGGGUUUUUUUUUCCCUGUGGUUCUCUGGAGCCCGAGUGGUAAAAAAAUCGCUUUUAUCCUAUUCCCCCGUGCUCGUUAUUAAAGGCAGAGCCAGCGCAUCAACAUCUUCCUUUAACAGAAAAAAAAAUUAAAAAAUAUUAAAAAAUUUAAAAAUCCCACCCCCAUCCCUCCCCGCGAUAUUCCAGCAGCAAAUCCUGGAGUCUGGAGGGAGGAAAAAAAAAGCGGAAAUAUCGGAAUAUCCGCCCGAGCCGUGUGCGCAGUUUGGUUUUUUUAAAUAUUUUAUUUUUUAUUUUUUUUCCCCGCAACUCCUGACUUUUUUUUUUCUUCGCAACAUCGCAUAAACAUAAACCAAUCCAUCCUUGAUAUGGAAUGCAAGGGCGGAUGACAGCGCAGCGCAGCCCCCUCGGCCGCGAUUGAUUUACGCCGAGUCUGACGCUUUAUCAGGCUCACGAAAAAAAAGUUUGACCAAUCAUUUCACCGCCAGCUCACAACACGGCAGCCCAACUGUACUUUUGUUGGCUGGGAAGUUGGGGAAAGGGGGUAGAGUACAAAUCUAGAGCUGUCCUAUAAACAUCUCUGGGUAUAUUCCAAUUUUUAAUUUAUUUUUUGAUUUUUUUUGAAUGUUUUAAAAUUUUUUUUGAAUUUUUUUUAAAUUUUUUUGGGAGUUUUUUUGAAUUUUUUUUUAGAUUUUUAUUUUAUUUAUUUAAUUUUUUAAUUUAUUUUUCCUCCACCGAAGCGCGCCGUGUAUGAUGUCUGAGAAUGUCCAUUUCUGGCACCCUCAGCAAUUAUUAUGUCGACUCCAUCAUAAGUCAUGAAAGCGAAGAUCCGGCCAAAUUCCCGGCCGGGCAAUUCUCGGCUCCCAGAGCCGCUGCUCCCAGCGAACAUCUCGAAUUCCCCUCGUGCAGUUUCCAGCCGAAAUCUCCGGUUUUCAGCGCCUCCUGGAGCCCUCUGAGCGCGCACCCCGCGGGGUCUCUCCCCGUGUACCACCCGUACCUGCAGCCCCCGGGCCCCGCCGAGCCCCGGUACGUGCGGGGCUGGCUCGAACCCCGCGCUCCGCCCCAGCCCGGCCCGGUGAAAUCGGAACCAGCCCCGGGCAGAACCGGGGAUGCCCAAAAGAACCGCGAGUUCCAUCUGGAACCUUCUGCUGGAGGGGAAGGGAGCGCUGCCACUCCAAGGGGAGGCUUCGAGGACAAUAAAGUUUGUGAAGGAAGCGAAGACAAAGACGGGACAGAUCAAACCAACCCCGCGGCCAGCUGGCUGCACGCCCGCUCGUCCCGCAAGAAGCGCUGCCCGUACAGCAAAUUCCAAACGCUGGAGCUGGAGAAGGAAUUCCUGUUUAACAUGUACCUGACCCGGGACAGGCGGCACGAGGUGGCGCGGCUGCUCAACCUGAGCGAGAGACAGGUCAAGAUCUGGUUCCAGAACCGCCGCAUGAAGAUGAAGAAAAUGAACAAAGAGCAGGGCAAGGAGUGAGGGGGACAGGGGCGGCACCGCCAGACAGAAAUCCGAUUUUUUUCUCUUCAAAUCUGAUUUUUUCCUCCUCAAAUUCCGAAUUUUUCCUCCUCAAAUCCGAUUUUUCCAGCCCCAAAUCCACUUUUCUCCUCCUCAAAUUCCUCUUUUCCUCCUCAAAUCCGAUUUUUUCCUCCUCAAAUCCCUUUUUUCCUCUUCAAUUCCGCUUUUUUUCCGCCCCAAAUCCCUUUUUUCCUCCUCAAAUUCCUCUUUUUCCAGCCCCAAAUCCGCUUUUCUCCUCCUCAAACCCGCUUUUUCUCCCCAGAUCCUCUUUUUUCUCCUGAAAUCCCCUUUUUCCUCCUCAAAUCCUCUUUUUCCAGCCCCACAUCCACUUUUCUCCUCCUCAAAUUCCUCUUUUCCUCCUCAAAUCCUCUUUUCUCCUCCUCAAAUUCCGCUUUUUCCAUCCUCAAAUCCGCUUUUCCCGCCCCAAAUCCACCUUUUUUCCUCCUCAAAUCCUUUCUUUCUCUCCAAAUCCUCUUUUUUCUCCUGAAAUCCCCUUUUUUCCUCCUCAAAUCCGCCUUUCCCGCCCCAAAUCCGCUUUUUCCCUUCUCAAAUCUUUUUUUCCUCCUCAAAUCCCUUUUUUCCCUCUUCAAAUCCCCUUUUUCCUCCUCAAAUCCCCUUUUUCCUCCUCAAAUCCCCUUUUUCCUUCUCAAAUUCGCUUUUUUUCCUCCUCAAAUCCCCUUUUUCCUCCUCAAAUCCCCUUUUCCCCCUCUUUAAAUCUCUUUUUUCUCUCCUCAAAUCCUCUUUUCCCCCCCAAAUCUCUAUUUUUUCCUCCUCAAAUCCCCUUUUUUACCCCUCAAAUCUCCUUUUUCCCUCCCCAAAUCCGUUUUUUUCCUCCUCAAAUUCGCUUUU
Molecule: messenger RNA, 3325 nt
Organism: Prinia subflava (tawny-flanked prinia)
Lineage: Eukaryota; Metazoa; Chordata; Aves; Passeriformes; Cisticolidae
Gene: HOXB9
Product: homeobox B9
Exons: 2
Coding region: 1724-2437 (237 amino acids)
Biological process (GO): embryonic skeletal system morphogenesis; anterior/posterior pattern specification; DNA-templated transcription
Cellular component (GO): nucleus
Molecular function (GO): RNA polymerase II cis-regulatory region sequence-specific DNA binding; DNA-binding transcription factor activity, RNA polymerase II-specific
Source: RefSeq, a predicted model, not a curated record